AUGAAUCAAGCCGAAGUAACGAAGUUAAUGUCCCAGCUGAGGAUAGCCAUUCGUCCACGCCAUCGUAACUUGAAAAAUCCCGACGGUCCCGAAGGCCGGUUAAACAAGUUGCGCAAAACGGUGACGGCGCUGGUAAAACACGAGCGAAUCGAACUUAACUAUCAGCGGGCGGAUGAAGCACGCGGAUACGCGGAACGACUGAUUUCGGAUGCGAUACGGCACGGGGAUUGCCACAAACCCACAAUGGAAAUGGCCGAUUAUUGGCUACUGGAGAAACAGCUGGUGCACAAGCUGUUCAAGGUGCUCGUACCGCGGUUCGAAGAGUACAAGGUAUCCGCAACGCGAAUGUACAAAGCCCCCAAAGAAUACCCGGGCUGGUAUCGGAAGCGAGCGGUUUUGGAGCUCCGAGGCAAUCCUUAUCCAUCGCUGCUUCCCAACCAAUCCAACAACCGGAACCUGCUGCAUAAUGUGCUGAUGGACGAAGCGAAGAAAGACUACCGGAGGGAAAAGUAUGCGGAAAUAGCGGCCCAGAUUGGACCGGAAGGUUCGCAGCCAGUGCAAGGGCCGGCCGGGGAAAAUAUGACCAGCAGCGAACAACCAAAAGCGGCACAACCGCAAACAUAG
This is a messenger RNA of Anopheles marshallii, 624 nucleotides long. RefSeq names its product 39S ribosomal protein L17, mitochondrial (gene mRpL17). The transcript has a single exon. The record is from RefSeq and is a predicted model, not a curated record. Gene Ontology annotation, molecular function: structural constituent of ribosome. Gene Ontology annotation, biological process: translation. NCBI's taxonomy places the organism in Eukaryota, Metazoa, Arthropoda, Insecta, Diptera, Culicidae. Gene Ontology annotation, cellular component: mitochondrial large ribosomal subunit; ribosome. Bases 1 to 624 code for a protein of 207 amino acids.